GCUCACGGGUGUCGUAACCGCUGGUUGUGGUACGUACUAAUGCCGCCCCUCUUGCAAGUACUCUGUCUUUCUCGUUGCUAAACGUCGCGUUACCACACGUGAAAUCUAGAGGGGCCGACGGAGGGAGAGAGAGAGAAAGAGAGACAGACACACACGAGGAAAAGGAAAAACCCCCGUGUGUUUGUGUAUGCGUGUAUGUGUGUGUGUGCGUGUCCUCACUCGCUUGGCGUAUGUCAUGGGCGCACGUUGGACGCCACUCUCGUGCACAAUCGAGGAUCGAAUCGAAUCGACGAUCCUGAGUCGCGUCCUAUUAACAAACGAUCAGUGGAAUGAUUCAGUAUUGAAUAACUGGUACGAGAGCAUCUGUUUUGUUGACGUUAUGAUUAAUACGUGUUGUUAUCUGAGUGAUUUCGAUAGUAGCUGUUGACCGAGAAGAGACCGGUGGUGUUUUUGUUAUUGUGAAGUGAUUGGCUUUUGUUUUUCGGCAAGCGAGGAAUACGGAAUAUCCACGAAAGUAAGGGGACUGAUAAGUGAUUAUUUGGGUGUUUAUAGUAAUAAAAAAAACUUGUGAAACGCGUGUGCCCGAGGUUAGGACGCCGGGGGGUUGGUGUUGUUUCGAUAGAACCGGUGGUACAGGCGCGCGCGGGUACCUGAUAACAGCGCCACCGGUGAUAAAGAACUUGGUGGAGGGUUGGUGAUAGAUGAUAGAGUGAUGAAAUGAUGAGACGAUGAUGUAAGAUGUGAGAGACAUUGGUGGAUUGAUUGGUGGACGAGGGAUAAAAGGAAAAUAAAGGAACAAGGUAUAAAUAAAACUAGAUGUGCGUAAAUGGAAGGUAUAGGGGACAUAGCCGAUCAUCAUCGGUCGCAUAGCGAGCAAUUGUUGGAUGCGGUCGAUUCACCAACGGCGGUGAGUACGCAUGGCCGUGGGGGCGGCUCAAAUGUUGCCACUCACAGUGGGGGUGGAAAGAGCAGUAGGGGUAGCAGGCAUAAUCAGCACCAUCAUAACCAACACCAUCACCACCACCAUCACCACCACCACCACCACCACGAGGCCAACAUCAGAACGGGUGGUAACGGUGGAGGUGGGGAUGAGCGAAAUCGUAGUGGGGGACAGGAGCAGCAGCAAAGUGGUGAGGGUAUGUCAUCGUCAGACUCACAAAGUCCCGAUAUCGCGUGCGCGAACCUACCUUUGGAACUCCUCGCUGCUGGGGCGCUUGGCGUUAAGGAGGAGCGAGACCUCGCCGCCGCGGAGGAUCUGUCACCCUCCCAGGAACAUACGGAUAGAACAAGCGCUAGGGAGUCACUGUCGGUGAUUGUACCACCGCAGGACGUUGACGUUGACUCGAGGGACGCCGACUCGGAGUUAUUGAGUCCCGGUAAAUUAUCACCAACUUCUGGUAUAAGUGUGUCAGUUGCUAGUAUGAUCGACGCUACGGACUUCAGGUCGAUGCAACCGGAGCCAACUUAUCAGACACUGACAUCAGUUGCCGAGAGGAUGUCACCGCCAGGCUUUUCACCUGGCUCCUCCUACGCAACCCUUACACCACUUCAGCCAUUGCCACCGAUAUCAACAAUGAGUGAUAAAUUUGUUUAUGCCGGUCACACGGCUGGCGGUGUUUCUGGUAGUUUUGCCGUUAUGCAGAACAAUGGUCUUGGGAAUAUGGGAAUUGGCAUUGGUAAUUCACCCUAUACGUAUGAUAAAUUACCACCAAUGGGCAUGUCACCACCGCACAAUUAUCCGUCACCUGGGGCUGGAUUACAACCGAGUCCGUUGUCACCACAGAGUGCUUACAGUCAGAGUGGAUUAAAUUCACCACAUAAAUCGGCGAGUCCUCAUUAUGAACCAGCAUUUUUACCGAGAUUACAGCAGAGUCCUGCUGCACUCAGUCCACCAUCACCACCUGUUUCCGCGGCGACGAGUUUCGCGCCUUCCCAUCAUUCACCACCAACGUUGUCAGUACCAGCUGCAUCACCACCACCAAUGCAAACCCAAUUGCAACAGCAAUCACAGCAAUCACAGAACCAACAGCAACAAACGAUAGGACAACAGCAAACGAUAUCACAUAGUCAGCAUGUUCAGCAUACGUCUGUUGUUAUGAAGACAGUGUCCUCGGCGGGUAAUGGUGCUGGUGAAGUUGAGGAGAUUAAUACCAAGGAAUUGGCACAGAGAAUUAGUGCUGAGUUGAAGCGUUACAGUAUACCACAGGCUAUAUUUGCACAGAGGGUACUGUGUCGCAGUCAGGGUACACUCAGCGAUUUACUCAGAAAUCCAAAGCCAUGGUCCAAGCUUAAAAGUGGACGUGAAACGUUUAGACGUAUGUGGAAGUGGUUGCAGGAGCCUGAGUUCCAGAGAAUGUCAGCACUCAGAAUUGCAGCCCUGAGUAACUGCUCUGAGGGCGGCGGCGACCCGGAUGCCAUGCUGGAUAUUCAUCACCAGGGAUCAGGAAUCGACACCCAUCACCAACAGUUUCACAACUCAUAUGCUGCACAGAUUCCACAACGAGGAACUUGCAAGAGGAAAGACGAGAUGGCGAGCCAGGCAGAACACCAGCAGCCCGCCCCCAAGAAACCGCGGUUGGUUUUCACAGACCUUCAGCGCCGUACUCUACAGGCUAUUUUUAAAGAAACAAAGAGACCGUCGAAGGAGAUGCAGGUGACAAUCGCCAGGCAAUUGGGCCUCGAGCCAACGACAGUUGGUAAUUUCUUCAUGAACGCAAGACGUCGUUCAAUGGAUAAAUGGAAGGACGAGGACCCGAAAAAUCCAGGUGUGGACGAGGGCCAACUAUCGCCGAGCCUCGGUAUAAGUCCACGCCAGGCGACCGAUGUUUUGUGACAUACGUCUGACCACGAGGAAUACCACGACGAGUCGCCCGAGGAGGAUCUUGCCUUCUCGUAAAUUAUUUCGUUGAACACGGGGUAAAACUGCACGCCGAUGCCCGUCCAUUGUUUUCCUUCUCGGUUUUCAAUUCGACGCCGAAUCGAUAUCAGAGUGCAGUUGGACUUGCAUUUCAAUUUUCAUUCGCCAUUUCAAGUAUACGGAGUCAGUCUGACAUAUUUAAACAAAUAUGAGGAACAGGUGAAUCCGAUUUUUGGCGUUUUUGUGGGGAAAACCAAUGCACUGGGGGUUUUAACUGCCUGACGGCAUCGGCGGAACUACUACUUACACGAGAUUUAUUAUUCCAAGCACUUCAUCUCUCCUCGGUUAGUGCCAUAAUUCGCCAGUUUUAGAUUAAGCUGUUGAGAUGUUUUUUUUUUAUUAAUCAUUUUAUGGUUGAUCCUCUAGUCGAGAUAUUAUCUUUAUUCGUUUCCCCAGGGGGUGAACAUUCUAGUCAAAAUUACGGUUAAUUGGAGGCUUUUCACGUAGGCUUGACAAGCAAUAGUAAUCGAGUUUAUUACUUCUCUGAGACUACAGAAAAAAGACCUUUCUUGAUGAUGCGAAAAAAAAAUAUAUUUCGACGUUAGAAAAUGAAUUUUUCUCCAAGAAAACCAUUUUCUUUUCAUUUCCCUUCGAAAAAAGCUUUUUCUUGAAUGAAGAAUGAUUUUAUUGACUCUGGAAUUGUGAAAACUUGUUGUAGUUUAUUUCUUCUUCUAAGCUGUAGAAACAUCAAGAAACUUCUUCUGUCUGUGAAUUGUUGUUUUUUUUCUGGAGGGCUUGGGUUGACCAUGAUUUAUCUUGCGAUGAGUAGCAGGAGCAAGUUUCAACGAAAAUAAUGAACUAAUAAGUGACUCGUCAAUUCCUCGCGGUUGGUGAAGAGAACAAGUGGCAGGGAUUAAUAAAAGGCCACGUGAUGUUUUUUUUCUGUGCGAGUGUACAAAGUGAUGAUUUAUCAGACGCUGAUGAAGGGGUUGUUGAGGACCAGGGGCUGGAGGACAGUGGGAGAAUUGAGUUGUGCUACGGUGAGUGAUAAUCCAGGAAGCCCUGGCAUCAGUGCUACGAUGCUGGUGCAUUUGUAAAUAAAGAUAGGUGAAUUUUUUUCUUUCGAGAAGCUGAGGACUUCAGGGGAUCAGUAGAAAAUCGAUAAUUGAUACAAGCGCCGUUUGUUGUUGAGUAGAGUAAUUACAGUGACUUAAUGAAUAAACAAAUCUCGAUGAGUCAUCGAUGUUCACUGGAUUAAUCGAAUUUUACUCCUGUAUUCCGUAAUUGCCGAUAAUGCUGUGGUUAAUUGUGAAUGAGCCACCUGUCGAUCAAUCUUUGUCAAUUUAAAACUCUCAAUGUCCAGCAGUUAGUGCCUCACUUUGAUCUUUAUUCACGUUUAAGUAGAUUCCCUUUUUUUUUUCCCUGGGAAAAGGGAUUUUUCGUUGGGCAUAUUGGAUGCAACAAUUCUCCUCCACCAUUUUAAAUCCCGUGAAUAUCGAUGAUGCUCUUUAGAGCGAUAUGGAGAUGUGAAAUACUCGUGAAAUCAGACCAAAAGAGAAUAAUUUUUUUCGUGGAGUGCGUGAGAGAGAGAAUUCAUCGUACCAAAAAUGAAAUAAUAGAGACACGGCUUCGAUCGCCUGAUUAAGAUCAUAUAUAGUACAAAGUAAACAUAUAUUAUUGUAAUAUUGGGUUAAAUGAGGUAAUUGAACGAAUGAUCAUUCGUUGAAUUUUUUAGAUUAUACUGGAAGAGUGUUUGAUAGAUCUUGCGUUGUUUUUGUCAAUGGCGUGUUCGAGUUCCUGGGUACUGUCGGGAAAAAUCCAUUUUCGGGAUCAAGUUCAAUGAUUCAAUAAUUCAGCAUUAAUGUGGCAAAAGAUGAUAAGUGCAAUUUAGCAUUUUUAUUCAUUAUCUAUUUAUCCCGAGGGCAGUUUUACAACAAUCUGUAUUCGUUUUUAUCGGAAAGAACUCGAAUUAUUUGAUAAAAUUGCAAUCGAUUUAAAUUAUUUUAGUAGUUGAAUACUAAAAGACAAAUAAUAAUUGUUAUCAAUACAAUAACUGGUGUUAUUGUUUAUUGUGCUGAAACUGGGUAAAAAUAAGAUUUUCACAAUCUUUACUGAUAAUUUUGUACUCGAUUGAGUUAUCCUGACAAUUAUCCGUUGUUGUUAUAAGAAAGUUUCACUUCGUUUUAAUCGGCGGACGAAGUUUUGUGGCAAGAAUACAGUUUCGUGAAAAAAAAUGUUUUGUGAUAUUCGAAAAGAAGUUUUUAGAAUCAAGAGAGAGUUUUCUUGAGUUUAGAAACUUCUUUCAUACCACCAAGAAUUUUUCCUCCAACAUCAGUGAAUUUUUUUUUUUUUUCGCAAAUGAACUUGAUUAUAAAAAUGAAUUUCUCCUCCCAGUGGAGCUGAAUUUUUCAGUUGUUUUCGAGGGGAUCGUGAUAACUUUACCAUCCAAACACGAUUAAAGUGAAUGUCCAUGGGGUUCGAUGAAGUCGAGUCGAGUGAUUCAUUCAUUCGUAAAAAACCCAUGGGAAGAAUGACCGCUGCCUUGCGUCAGUUAGAUUAAAACGAAUCUCACGCAUACUCGAUCGAAGAAAUCCCCCUGUUAUGUUUAACAAAAAAGAAAAAAGUUAUGAAUGGAAGAGAACUAUUGAAAAUGAGGUAAAUCACGUCACUCGUGUAACUGUAUAAUAUUUCUGUACAUAACUUAGUUGAGAUGAAGAAUUUAUUAUUAAUUAUUACUAUUAUCGAUUUUGACAGAAAUGAUUAUUAAUAUAUUAAUGAGUGAACACGAGAUUUUUUUUUUGUUGAGAUUGGAUAUCUUGAGGGAUUAAUUCUGAUUGUAAAGAAAUUGUAGGUAGACGAGCGAAAAUACUUUGGGAGUGAUUAAAAUGUAUGAACGGAGUGGAAAAAUUCGUGGGGGGAAAAAAUAACAAACUUGACACACUUAGGUAAACAAGUUGAUAAGUGAAAACAAAAUAAGGAAAAACCAACACAUAGUAAAAUAUUAAUGAUAACGAUAAUGUAAUGAAUAUAAAUGAAUAAUAUAUUAUAUUCUACGAGUGUAAACGCGAUGACGAGGGUGCGAGGGACUUGGGGAUUUUUUCCCCUUCGGUCUCAUCGACGCCCUGAGGCCCUUAGUGGAACAGAAAGGGGACGGCGAAAUUUAAUUAAAGGAUCAAUUAAUUCAAGACCUUGUUUCAGUUGUCAUAACGGGAAAACAAAUUUAAACGAUAUAUUUGUAUAUUACAGAGUAAAGAGAAUCAUCAGAGAUUUAAAUCAAUAGAUUAU
Fopius arisanus is the source of this 6142-nucleotide messenger RNA. RefSeq names its product hepatocyte nuclear factor 6. Gene Ontology annotation, cellular component: nucleus. The coding region runs from base 827 to 2833 and encodes 668 amino acids. Lineage: Eukaryota; Metazoa; Arthropoda; Insecta; Hymenoptera; Braconidae. Gene Ontology annotation, molecular function: RNA polymerase II cis-regulatory region sequence-specific DNA binding; DNA-binding transcription factor activity, RNA polymerase II-specific. The transcript has 5 exons. The record is from RefSeq and is a predicted model, not a curated record. Gene Ontology annotation, biological process: regulation of transcription by RNA polymerase II.